Heterocephalus glaber (naked mole-rat) is the source of this 801-nucleotide messenger RNA. NCBI's taxonomy places the organism in Eukaryota, Metazoa, Chordata, Mammalia, Rodentia, Bathyergidae. The record is from RefSeq and is a predicted model, not a curated record.
AUGGCGUAUGCCAGUGAUCCUAGCAUUCGUGCGUGCCACCGCUCCGUGGAAGAUUUGAUGGAUAUGGACAUGAGUCCCCUGAGGCCCCAGAACUAUCUGUUCUGUUGUGAACUAAAGGCCAACAAAGAUUAUCACUUUAAGGUGGAUAAUAAUCAAAAUGAGCACCAGUUGUCAUUAAGAACGGUCAGUUUAGGGGCUGGUGCAAAGGAUGAAUUGCACAUUGUGGAAGAGGCAAUGAAUUAUGAAGGCAGUCCAAUUAAAGAAACACUAGCAACUUUGAAAAUGUCUGUACAGCCAACAGUUUCCCUUGGGGGCUUUGAAAUUACAGCACCUGUGGUUGUAAGGUUGAAGUGUGGUUCAGGGUCUGUGCAUAUUAGUGGACAGCACUUAGUGGCUGUGGAGGAAGAUGCAGAAUCAGAUGAGGAGGAGGAAGAGGAUGUAAAACUCCUGAGUAUAUCUGGAAAGCGAUCUGCCCCUGGAAGUGGUAGCAAGGUUCCACAGAAAGAAGUGAAACUAGCUGCUGACGACGACAAUGAUAAUGAUGAUGACGAUGAGGAAGCUGAAGAGAAAGCACCAGUGAAAAAAGGUCAAGAAUCCUCCCCAAAACAAGAAAAGACUCCUAAAACACCCAAAGGACGUAGUUCUGUAGAAGAUAUUAAAGCAAAAAUGCAAGCAAGUAUAGAAAAGAGUGGUUCCCUUCCCAAAGUGGAAACCAAGUUCAUCAAUUAUGUGAAGAAUUGCUUCUGGAUGACUGACCAGGAGGCUAUUCGAGAUCUCUGGCAGUGGAGGAAGUCUCUUUAA